AACUACAGAAACUACAACCACAGAAACUACAACCACAGAAACUACAACCACGGAAACUACAACCACAGAAACUACAACUAUGGGCAUUACUAUUGAUCCUACAAUUUCCAACUUUGAUCCAUGCUAUAAUUAUACCACUCUUGAUAACUACUGGAGAGACAUACGGCAAAAUUACUACUAUGGCUAUGAUGACAGCCUUGUUGAAUGGAGUGGCUGGUAUCGUCUGUAUCUGAAUGGAGAAAGUGCCCAGAUGUCUGAGUCGUGUGUGAACUUCAUGUCAUGUGGUGGUUACACUGCACUGUAUCUCAAUGGUUCUCAUCCAACACUUGAGGAUGGAGUUGUGACCCAUGAAGUUGUGGGAACUACUUCAUGGUGGUGGAGUUAUUCCAAUCAGUGUGGUGCCUACACAUCCACAUCCAUCCAAGUCAAAGCCUGUCCAGGAGAUUACUACGUCUAUGAAUUUGUCAAACCCAUCACAUCAGCUCCCAGUCCUACCUACUGUGCAGUUGUCUUCCAAAACAUCAGCAGUGAUCCCUGCUACAACUAUGAGUCUCUGGAUCGUCCCUGGAGAGCCAACAAUGAAAGUGGAGACUACAUUUGUGAUAACUCUUUUUCCUGGAGCGGCUGGUACCGGCUUUUCUACUAUGGAAUGAACAUCCAGAUGUCAGAGACCUGUGUUAAUUCAUACAGCUGUAACACAUAUACUACUCUUUGGCUCAAUGGUCCUCAUCCUGAGAUUGAGGAUGGAGUGGUGAUCAGAGAAGUCUGUAGUAAUUAUUACUGGAGCGGCUGCUGUUCUUAUAAGACAAUCCCCAUCAGAGUGAAAGCAUGUCCAGGAAAUUACUAUGUCUAUGAACUUGUGAAUCCACAGGUCUGGUGUUCAGGAUACUGCACAGAUGUCAGCACUAUUUCACAGACUCCAACUGUAAGUCCAGAUAUAAUCACUGGAUCCAGCAUCACAUUGAAUUAUGACCCGUGUGAAAACUACAAUGUAAUCAACAACUACUGGAGAAGCACAUUCAAUUACUGGUCUAUGUAUGGAUUCAUCUCUGAUCAUGAUGACACUCGUGUUGAAUGGGACGGCUGGUAUCGACUCUUCAUUGAUGGAUCGAGUGCUCAGAUGCCCGAGUGGUGUUUUUAUUACAUGUCAUGUGGAAGUUUUAGUUCUCUGUAUCUUGGUGGCUCUCAUCCUCGUCUAGAAGAUGGAGUUGUUACUCGUGAAGUUUUUGGCUCUCACUAUUAUCAGUGCAGUUUCUACAGAUCUGAACCAAUCCAAGUAAAAGCCUGUCCUGGAGAUUAUUAUGUCUACAAAUUCACACGACCAACUCUUUCAAUCCCAGCUCCUGUAUAUUGUGCAGUUCCUUUCUCCACCCCAAUAAUUGAUCCUUGCUACAACUACACCAGUCUGGACGAGCCUUGGAGAUCCACAGACAACUAUUACUAUAAUAACUAUUACUAUAAUAACUAUUACCAUAGUAUGUGUGAUUAUAAUGUGGAGUGGAAAGGCUGGUACAGGAUGUUCUACAAUGGUCAAAAUGCCCAGAUGCCAGAAUCAUUUGUUAGUAGUGGCUUGUGUGGAACAUAUUCCCCUCUGUGGCUGAAUGGUCCUCAUCCACAGCUAGAAGAUGGAGUGGUCAUCCGUCAGGUCUGUGACUCUUGGACUAACUAUUGUGAAUACAAAUCCCAUCCUAUACAAGUCAAAGCCUGUCCUGGAGAUUACUAUGUUUAUGAGUUUGUCAAGCCAAUGUUUUGUGGAGCGUACUGUGCAGAAGCCUCAAGUCAGUUGUCUACAACACCAGAGACAAUCCCAUCAGUAGAAUCCAUUACUCCACCAAUCACAACCACUGCUCCACCUGUUGACCCCUGCUACAACUACAAUGUCCUGGAUGAUUCAUGGAGAUCCACCAACAAUCAAUAUUCCUCUCAAGUAAUGUGUGACUCUUGGGUCAGCUGGAACGGCUGGUACCGUCUCUACAUUCAGAAUCAGAGCGUUCAGAUGCCAGACACAUGUGUUGAAGAGUAUAGCUGUGGUACUCAUGCUCCACUCUGGCUGAAUGGAGGACAUCCAACAGUUGAGGAUGGAGUGGUCACUCGAGAUGUCUGCGGUCACUGGAGCAAUAACUGCUGCUUUUUCCAAUCCAAUCCCAUUAAAGUCAAAGCCUGUCCAGGAGAUUAUUAUGUCUAUGAGCUUGUGAGCCCAAGUACCUGCAAUUUAGCAUACUGUGCAGAUGCAAGCAACAUAACCACUACCUCUACUACUGUAACACCAGAGACAACCACAGCUGAAACUACAACCACAGAAACUACAACCACGGAAACUACAACCACAGCUGAAACUACAACCACAGAAACUACAACCACGGAAACUACAACCACAGAAACUACAACCACAGAAACUACAACCACGGAAACUACAACCACAGAAACUACAACCACAGAAACUACAACCAUAGAAGCUACCUCUAUGAACAUUACAAUUGGGCCAUUUUAUCCAUUUGGAACUGGAGACACAGUGAAUGGACGUAAUGAUGAUGGGAGUUCAUCUGUUAUAUAUCUGCAGCAGCCGUUCAUAUUUUUUGGCCAAAUAUACAACCAGAUUUAUGUCAACAACAAUGGACACUUGACUUUUGACGGGGCAUGGUACAGCUACAGUCCAUAUCAGUUCCCAGCUUAUGGAGGAAAAGACCUCAUUGCUCCAUUCUGGACAGAUAUUGACAAUCGAUGGAAUGGUGUCAUCUCAUAUCAACAGUACACUUCUGGCAGUGUCCUUACUCAGGCAACCCAAGACAUAAACCAGUACUUCCCUGACUUGAGUUUCUCGGCUUCAUGGGUCUUUGUGGCAACAUGGGAUAGAGUUGCAUACUUCUACAAUUCAAGAACAGAAACAUCUUUCCAAGUGGUUUUGAUUUCAAAUGGCCAUCUCUCAUUUGUUGUAAUGAACUAUGGUGCAAUCGCUCCAACUCAACGAUAUGUACAGGUAUGCACAAGACGAUAUGGUAGAUAUGGCAUUUUCAAUUUUCAAUUUUAAUUUAAUAUGCAGACAUCUGAAUUUCUUCCUUCUCAUUAGGCUGGUUAUGACACUAUCGACUCAAGUCAUCAUUUCUCAAUUACUAAAUCACUGCAGAAUGACAUCACAAAUCUACCACUCAGCAGUAACGUCAAUGUGCCGGGCAGAUGGGCCUUCAGAACAGAUCGUGGGACACGGGGCUGUCAAUUUAAUGGUUUUCCAGUGCAGCUGGGAGACUCUUUCUGGAGUGAUGCUGGCUGUCAGGAGAGAUGCACUUGUACCAGAAGAGGCCUCCAGUGCAGCUUUGAGCCCUGUACUUUUUCCCAAGCCUGUCGUCCAGCUGCUUUCCAAUACUCUUGUCAAAACAUUCAGAGGCAAACAUGUACCAUCUCUGGUGAUCCUCACUAUUAUACCUUCGACAAUCAGAUUUUUCACUUUCAAGGAACCUGCACAUAUGUUCUGUCAGAGGCUUGUGGAAAUGAUUUACCAUACUAUCGUAUUGAGGGCAAAAAUGAGCAUCGGGGUAGCACACAUGUGUCGUGGACUCGAAUGGUGAGAGUAUUUGUCUAUGAUGAAGAAAUUGAACUUGUUAAAGAUCACUAUUAUGAGGCAAAGGUUAAUGGGACCUUUGUAGCUACACCAUUCACCCUCCACAAUGGCUCCAUCCAAGUUUAUCAGUCAGGUUUUUCCUUGGCCAUCAGCACAGAUUUUGGUCUUCAAGUUACAUAUGAUGCAUACAGCUACGUCACUAUCUCUAUACCUUAUGACUACCAGAAUGCCACAUGUGGUCUAUGUGGAAAUUAUAAUCUACAUCCUGAAGAUGACUACCGUUCAAUUUCUGGGGAGAUCUUGAGCUCCGAUGUUGACUUUGCUAACUCUUGGAAGGUAGAUGGAGAUACAGAUCCCGAAUGCCAUGAUGUCAGGUGCACAGGUCUAGGUUGUGCUGUUUGUACCGCCAAUGAAAUGAGCCUUUACAGUGACACCAACCACUGUGGGAUUCUAGGAGAUGUUUCAGGGCCUUUUGCAUCUUGCCACUCUGUGUUAUCAGCACAGACCUACAUAGAGAACUGCAUCUAUGAUCUUUGCUUAGGAGGAGGAUACCAGCCUAUUCUGUGCCAGGCUCUUAAUGUGUAUGCUGCUCAGUGCCAACAGCAGGGUGUACAGCUAGGGCACUGGAGACAACCAGGAUUUUGUGAGAUUCAAUGUCCAGAGCACAGUCAUUUCGAGCCCAAUGGAACAGGCUGCCCUGCAACUUGCAGUAACCCCUCUGCCCCAAUGAACUGUCCCUUGCCCAGUCAGGAGAGCUGUGUUUGUGAUAAUGGGUACAUCCUCAGUGCUGGACAAUGUGUGCCUGAAGCAAACUGUGGCUGUGUCUUUGAGGGCUUCUAUUACUCUGAGGGACAGUCUGUAGUGUUGGGCGGGGACUGUGGGAGGCAGUGUGUUUGCAGUAGCAGGUCAAUGGUGUGCAUUCAACACCAGUGUGGUCCAGCUGAAGUUUGUGGGCUCCAUAAUGGUGUAAGGGGUUGCAGACCCAUCAGUUAUGCUACAUGUUCAGUUGAAAGCCUGGGUUCAUACCAUACCUUUGAUGGACAAACUUUCCGAUACCCAGGAGCUUGUGGACUGACCCUUGCUAGAGUGAUGGGGCCAUCCCAACUGCCAUACUUUGUACUCACAGUGGAGAAAGAACCCAGAGGCCUUCAAGAGUUUUCUAGGUUCCUGAGAUUUGAAGCAGGAGGAACACAUGUUUCCAUUGAAUUGGGAGAAGGUAGUAAUGUACAGGUGGAUGGACAGAUGGUUGGUCUUCCCACUAGUGUUGGCUCAAGUCAGAUUCAUAUCUAUCACAGCAGCGCAAGAGGUUUUGUUUUAGAGACAUAUUUUGGAGUGACCGUAAGAGCUGACUGGCCGCACAUUGUCCGAAUCACAGCUCCAACCACUUACAAUGGAACACUUGGAGGUCUGUGUGGAAACUUGAAUGGAAAUAUUGAAGAUGAAUUCUACAGUCCAGAUGGUGUCCUCCUGCACGACUCCCAGCUUUUUGCCGACAGCUGGCGUGAUGGAUCUCUGUCAGCUCACUGUGUCGAUCCAACAGAUGUGUGGGAACCAGGUCUUUAUCAGAAUAGGACUCAGUUUAGUGAACGCUGCAGCAUCAUGUCCAUGAAUGAUGGACCAUUUUCUGAGUGCAGCAGAACACUAGACCCUUGGCCACGGAUUGAAGAUUGUAUUCAGAUGCUGGAGCAGACAGACGGUGCCAGGGAGGCUCUAUGUGAGGCUCUGCGAGGCUAUACACUGCACUGCCAACAGAAUGGCUUCACAGUUGGAGAGUGGAGGAGUAUCACCCACUGUGAUCCCAACUGUCCAUCUAAUACUCAUUAUGAACUGUGUGGCACAUCCUGUCCUGCGUCCUGCCCUAGUCUCUCUUUUCCCUUCCAGUGCAUACUGCCAUGUCAGGGAGGAUGCCAGUGCAACGAUGGACUGGUGCUGGAUGGAGACCGCUGUGUUCCUCCGACCGGUUGUGGCUGUCACUAUGAGGGACGUUAUCGGCAGCCCGGAGAGCAGUUCUGGCAUGGUGAAGAAUGCCAGUUCCUAUGUGUUUGUGAUGGAAUCACAGGAAAUGUGCGUUGCACACCAUCAUCUUGCAGAGAACAGGAGAUCUGUCGUGUGGUGGAAGGGGAGUUUGGCUGCCAUCCUCGUCCACAUGGCAACUGUCACGCUUCAGGAGAUCCCCAUUAUAUGUCUUUUGAUGGAACCUAUUUUGACUUUCAAGGCCCGUGCCGAUAUGUGCUGGCCAAAGUAUGUCAUGAUACUCGUGGUCUGCCGCACUUCCAGGUGGAUGCAAAAAACCAUAGACCAGAUGGAUGGUCAGUGUCAAUAACUGUUGAGGUUUUUGUCAAUGUGUCUGGACAUCUUGUGCACAUGUCACAGGAUAUGAACAGUUAUUCUGCUGUUAAGGUUGAUGAAGAGAUCAGAAACCUUCCUGUGUACCUUGACUCUGGUCGGAUAUCUGUCUACACCACAGGACAGUUUACAUAUGUCUCAACUGACUUCGGUUUCAGUGUCAGUUAUGGUUUUUGGACGGCAAACAUCAUUGUGCCAGCAGACUACAAUGGAGCUGUGUGCGGCAUCUGUGGCAACUUUAAUGGUAAUCCCGGGGAUGACUUCCUCACUCCUUCAGGGUCUCCGGCACCUUCAGCAGAACGGUUUGGCACAGAAUGGAUGGUUGAGGAAGAUGUUCCAUGUGAUGGUCGCCCUAGAGACAAUUGCCCUAACUGUUGCAGAGAUGAGAGCACAACUCUUAUCUCACAAGCUUUGUGUGGAAUCAUCAGAGACAGUCAGGGUCCCUUCAGCUUCUGCCAUGGUUUAGUGGAUCCACAAGCCUACUUUGAUAGCUGUGUGUUUGAUGUGUGCAUUUCUGAGAACAGUAAUGAUGUUUUGUGUCACUCUGUUCAAUCGUAUGUGAGUGCUUGUCAGUCUGCUAAUGCCAUUGUCUAUCCCUGGAGAGAAAAUGCAUCCUGUGUCAUGAACUGCUCAUCAAACAUCCCAAACAGUCAUUAUGAGGUGUGCGGCACAGACUGUGGUCACACAUGCGCCAGCAGCAUUGAUGCUAGUUGUGAACACACAUGCUCAGAAGGUUGUUUCUGUGAUGAGGGCUUUGUGAGGAGCGGAGGACUCUGUGUACCAGUGGAGCAAUGUGGCUGCUUGUAUGAUGGAUUCUACUAUAAUAUUGGUGAACAGUUUUGGGAUUCAACAUGUUCCCAACGCUGUGAGUGUUUUGCUCCAAAUGAUUUACGCUGCUCUGCAUCAUCCUGCCCACCGUCCUUAGAGUGUGUGGUCAGAAAUGGACAUCGUGACUGUUACAGCUCAAUGUCCACUUGCACAGUCUGGGGUGAUCCACACUACAUCACCUUUGAUGGAGCUGUGGCCCACUUUCAGGGAACAUGCUCAUAUGAGAUUGCUCAGACUUGCGGUAAUGUCACCAACAAUGAUCUGGAGUUUCGGGUGGUGGCCACCAACAGACACCGUGGGAACAUGGUGGUAUCGUUUGUGUCUGCAGUGGAUGUUUGGUUGUCUCAAGGUGGACGACAGAUGCACAUCACAAUUGGGCAAAACAGGAGAGUUAAAGUUGAUGGGAUUGCUGUGGAAACAGCAGCAUAUCAAAACAAUGAUCUUGUAGAGAUAAAUGAGGAGCAGGGUUUCGUAAUUCUUAAUGCUUUCAAUAAAUUUGUUGUCCAUUUCGACGGACAUAACAGCCUUCUGGUCAGAGUGAGUGAAAGAUACCAGGGAUCUUUAUGUGGAAUGUGUGGAAAUUUCAACGGUAAUCCUGCAGAUGACAAAGUGCUGCCCAGUGGAGACCCGGCUCCUGAUGACUAUUCCUUUGGUCGUAGCUGGCAAUCAGACACCAGCAUUCCAGGCUGUGGUGCCAGAGACCAGAGUGGUAAUACUGAUGAGUGUCCAUCCAGGCAGAGGUACUCUGAUCUCUGUAGUAUUAUCACCAACACCACUGGCCCUUUCCAGACCUGCCAUCUUCAUGUUGACCCUGCACCUUACUACUACUCCUGUGUGUAUGAUCUGUGUCUGUACACACGGGCAAAUGACAUGCUAUGUUCAGCUGUUGAGGCCUAUGAGACUGCUUGUGCCAUCUUGGAGAUUCAGAUCCCAGAAUGGCGCUCGGGUCUGUGGUGUGAUGUGAGAGAUCGCUGCUCUGAGCUCAGCUGCUCUGAGGAUGAAUGGUGUGGGAAGAAAAAUGGUGCUUAUGGCUGUUUGUGUAACGACGACCUUCCCAGACCACAAGCUGACUCUUUUGAUUUCUCAGAAAGCUGUGAAAGCAGCUCUGGCUCCAUGUCUGUGUCUCGCUGUCAGCUCUUUGAGGCUGGUUUUUCGGCUGACAUCUUACACCUCAAUGAUCCCAGCUGCAGAGGAACGGUCCGGAACGGCAGAGUGGAAUUCCAUUUUGAUAACGAUGAACACAUUUGUGGCACAAAUCUUGUGGCCAACGGCACCCACAUCAUCUAUGAUAACUAUAUUCUGGGUUCACCAAGUUCAGAAGGUCUCAUCAGCAGACAGAAAAUCCUCAAGCUUUCUUUCAGCUGUGUUUAUCCUCAAACACAAUCACUUUCCAUGAAUGUGGAAAUCAACCCAGUGGAGACCGAAGUGCGCAAGACUCUCCCCGCUGGUGAAGGCAGAUAUCAGGUUCGGAUGACUCCAUAUGAGGAUGAUGAGUUUACCCGGCCCUUCACUGGUAGAGUGAAUGCAGAGCUGGACCAGAAGAUGAAUGUGGAAGUUCGUGUUGAGGGGGUGGACAGCCGUCAGUUUGCUCUGGUGAUGGACACGUGUUGGGCUACACCUGUGAAUGAUCCUGAUUACAGUCUCCGCUGGGAUCUCAUCGUUAGAGAGUGUCCGAAUCCAAACGACGACACAGUGGAGCUGCUGCAGAACGGCGUCUCGACAUCCAGUCGUUUCUCCUUCAGGAUGUUCAUCUUCACUGCAAACUCCACCAAACUUUACCUGCACUGCGCUGUUCACCUGUGUCUUCUUUCGAGCAGUCGCUGCUCAGCUGACUGUAACUCUGGUCAUCACUGGAGAGAGCACAGGUCUCUGGACUUCCACGACAGUGCUUCCAUAUCCAUGGGUCCUCUGAUGUUGUCUGAAGGGAACACAGAUAAGUGGGUUCCAGAGCAGGUGAAGGCGUCUGAGGCUUCUUGUCUGUGUGCUUCUCUGCUGCUGUUAUUUGUUCCUCUGAUCAGUUUCCUAACUCUAUUUUAAUAUUUUUAUUCAAACAAAAUGUAAUCUUUUACAUGCAUAAUUUCUAAUACCAUUUACAUAUUUGACGGUUACAAAAUUUCUCCCUUACAUACUGUAAAUGUUAUUUUAUGUUAUAAUCAUGUAUUCAAUCCUUUACUUGAUUCGUUAUGUACUACAUUCACCUCAUUGUACUUCAGAUGUUGUGUUAAAUUACUAAAGACAAUCAUUAUGUUUUAAUCAUGUAAAAACAUUCAAAUGUAAUCCCUGUUUUGCAGUUGUUGUUACAACAUUUUAUAAAAAUUGGGUAGCGAACUAUUAGAAAUAACAAACUUGAAAUAUGUGCCAAUUUGAUGGCCUGUUUUCCAUUUUGCAAUAAUUUACUUUCAGUACAAGGACGAAAGAGAUUAAUGACUGUAGUCUUACCUUUGUUUGUUUGCCAUUAUCUUGCUUAUAGUGUUGCUACGAUAUGCAUGAGAGGCGGCCUUCUAUUUUACUUUCAAUUCUAAAGGCUUUGAAGAAUGCUGCCACACUGGUUGAAUUGUUCUUGUAUAGUUGACUUGAGAAACUAUAAUUAUAGUUGGCUGGGUCAGACUGCAUUCAAUGUGAGAAAGAAAUGUCUGAACAGUCCUUUGAUAGCGCACUGAAAUAUUACUACAUUGUGCAUCAAAACGGCUUUAAAGCAGUCUUUUAGUCCAGAUAAGAAAUCAUUUGCAGACCCACUGCAACAUUCAGAUAAAAAAGCUGUAGUAGUUUAAUAACUAGAUUAGAUUUGAUAACUAAAUAUGAAUCAAUAUUAGUUAAAUAAAACUUUCAGCAUUUGAUCAUAA
This is a messenger RNA of Puntigrus tetrazona (Sumatra barb), 9573 nucleotides long. Its product is annotated as alpha-tectorin-like. Gene Ontology annotation, molecular function: protein binding. The record is from RefSeq and is a predicted model, not a curated record. Gene Ontology annotation, biological process: cell-matrix adhesion. The transcript is spliced from 31 exons. NCBI's taxonomy places the organism in Eukaryota, Metazoa, Chordata, Actinopteri, Cypriniformes, Cyprinidae.